Wyeomyia smithii (pitcher-plant mosquito) is the source of this 2047-nucleotide messenger RNA. RefSeq names its product activating molecule in BECN1-regulated autophagy protein 1-like. Gene Ontology annotation, molecular function: protein binding. The transcript has 11 exons. The record is from RefSeq and is a predicted model, not a curated record. Gene Ontology annotation, biological process: autophagy. Gene Ontology annotation, cellular component: intracellular membrane-bounded organelle. Bases 209 to 2005 code for a protein of 598 amino acids. NCBI's taxonomy places the organism in Eukaryota, Metazoa, Arthropoda, Insecta, Diptera, Culicidae.
GAUCUUUAGCGUUGCCAUCUACACGUGAUUCAUUUUAUUUCGUCGUUUCAGUAUUCCGUAAACAAUGUAAACUGUCAUAACAGGCCGCCUGAUUCAGGCGGCGGGAAUAUGAAGAAGUCUGGAUAGAUGCAAGUGCAAGUUUGGAGAAUCGUGUGAACUAAUUAUUAUCGAUGGAAACCAAAAAAACACGUUUUAAACAAUCGAAACAAUGGUUCCCAAAAGAAACCUAAACAUAGCGCGGGCCCUAUUCGAAAGAGAAUCUGGAUGGAAACCCAAAGUGUUUAAAAGUGCUUUUCAGCAAGCUGCCUUAGAACUUGCUGAACAUGAAAUAUUGCGAAGGUUACAAACGGAGGAUUUAUGUAAGUCUUUAGAUGAUCUAUCGAAAGAAACGGAGUCGGUAUUCAACAUCGAGCAGAGUUAUAAUGGACAAUACGCCGCUACCGUUCAGACGAAUAAAAGUGUAAACAUAUUUGAAGUUAGCACAAUGAAAAAAAUAGUUGAAUACCACACGAAUGAAAGGUCGGUUUGGUCGUUGUCGUUUCAUCCAGCGAAUCACAACAUAAUCGCAUUUGGAACACUUGGAGGGAAAGUAUUUGUAUACGUUAAUGGGCAAAAGACUGCUUGUUUGGACGAGCAUGCACCAAUAGGUUCAUUAUGUUUCCACCCUGUUGAUGAUUAUUUGGUGCUGACCAGUGGUAACGAGGUCACUUUUUGGGAUUGGCAGAGUAACUCAAUUAUGAACACCGGGACGUAUAAUGACUGCAAGUGUCGAUUUCUUCGAAUCACUACUAGUUCUCUGCUGGUUACGGGUAUUUCGCAAACAGUUUUAUUUGCAUCAGCAGGCAUAGGUAAAAAUUUAGCGACUGUAGAGCCUCAGUAUUUGAUGGCGUCGUUUCUUAGGACUGUUAAUUUUAUGCUCGACUCAUUGGAGCACGGAGCUACUAUGAUAGGCAAAAGUUUUAGUACUGAACUUAAGAAGCAGCUUUAUUUAUGGAACCAUCUGUUAAGAACAAUUGCCAGCAAACGGGAUGAGCUUCGUUGCUUUUUGACUGUUGCUUCAGAAGCCAAAUGCACGAAAUCCUACCUCAACACUACACUAGUUGUUUUCAAUCGAAGAAUUGACAAUAUUCUUAAAAAUUCGGAUAGGUGUAAAAUGCACAAGUGGCUUCCGUCCGCAACGAGAGAUGUCAGCGACGAAAGUAUUGACAAAUACUGCCAUGAUCCAAUGAUAUACUUUGAGCGCAUUUGCUUCAAUUUUGUGGAACAGAGAUACAGUGGAUACAUAAGAUACAUAUUCGACUUAUCUCUAGUAAAAAGCAUGUUGUAUAAGGUUUUUAAACUAUAUUGGAAUUUUGGUUUUCAAACGUCUCUGUUAGAGAACUGGCAAGAAUCUGAUAUUCCGAUUGAAAGUUUUACAAUCUCGCGCAAUCCCGGAGCAAGAAAUCAAUUUAUCCUUCAAGCAUGGGAUUUAGGAUGUCACCAAGACGCCAGUGAUUUGCCAGAUUUUAAGGAAGAUUGGAAAAAUGUAAUAACAAUUUGUUCAAUUAACAAUGACUCGAAUGUUUCCAUCUCUCAAUGCGAGCAGUUUAUAGCAUCGGUUCGGCUUAAAGAUGUAAAAGAACUAGAGGUACGCAGCAUAAACCGCACAAACUUCGGUGAAUGCAUGUUUGUAUUCAAGUUUGUUGCCAAUUUUGUGUCCCUUUCAUUUUCGCCAUCUGGUAGACAUAUCGUAAUUGGCUUACGAUGUAAAAAAGGACUCAAGUUUGCCUACAUACUUGAUAAAGACACAAGAUGGAGAAUAGGAGUCAACUCCUAUCCUGAAGCUGAUGGUACCGAGUGCCAGGACUCUGGAACGUCGUCCUCAAAUGAACUGGUCGGCUUAAGGCUAUGUCUUCCAAAGGAGUCAAAAAACUACAAAGAAAUUAACUGUAUCAAGUGGGCGGCUCUUCCAGGGUAUGGAUUACUCAUUGGACCUAAAUCAAAAUUUAUACAGAUUUGUCGAUAAUUUUAAAAAAAUAAAUAAUUUUUGAAAUCGUGUAUUCAUUUA